Molecule: messenger RNA, 957 nt
Organism: Entamoeba nuttalli P19
Lineage: Eukaryota; Evosea; Mastigamoebida; Endamoebidae
Product: cysteine proteinase, putative
Exons: 1
Coding region: 1-957 (318 amino acids)
Biological process (GO): immune response
Cellular component (GO): lysosome
Molecular function (GO): cysteine-type endopeptidase activity
Source: RefSeq, a predicted model, not a curated record
AUGUUCACUGUUCUGUUAUUGGUAGUCGUAGCAUAUGCUACAAAUUUCAAUACUUGGGUUGCAAAUAAUAAUAAACAUUUUACUAUUGUUGAAUCUCUUAGAAGAAGAGCUAUUUUCAAUAAUAAUGCUCGUUUUAUUGCUAAAUUCAAUAAAAACAAUUCAUUCAAAUUAUCAGUUGAAGGACCAUUUGCUGCAAUGACUGAGGCUGAAUAUAAUUCUAUGUUAAAACCAUUUGUCAUUGAUGAACAACAUGAAGAGAUUAUUAAUGAUUCUAUGAGAGAUGCACCAGAGUCUGUUGAUUGGAGAGCUCAAGGGAAAGUUCCAGCCAUUAGAGACCAAGCAUCAUGUGGGUCAUGUUAUAGUUUUGCUUCUGUUGCUGCUAUUGAAGGAAGAUUGUUGGUUGCUGGAUCAAAGAAAUUUACAGUUGAAGAUCUUGAUCUUUCAGAGCAACAACUUGUUGACUGCUCUGUUUCUGUUGGAAAUAAAGGAUGUAAUGGAGGUUCUCUUCUUUUAAGUUUCAGAUAUGUUAAAUUAAAUGGAAUAAUGCAAGAAAAAGAUUAUCCAUAUGUUGCUGCUGAAGAAACUUGUACUUAUGAUAAAAAGAAAGUUGCUGUUAAAAUUACUGGACAAAAAUUAGUUAGACCAGGAAGUGAAAAAGCACUUAUGCGUGCUGCUGCUGAAGGACCAGUUGCUGCUGCUAUUGAUGCUUCUGGAGUUAAAUUCCAAUUAUAUAAGAGUGGUAUAUAUAAUAGUAAAGAAUGUUCAUCAACUCAGCUUAAUCAUGGUGUAGCAGUAGUUGGUUAUGGUACUCAAAAUGGAACUGAAUAUUGGAUUGUUAGAAAUUCAUGGGGAACUAUUUGGGGAGAUCAAGGAUAUGUUUUAAUGUCAAGAAAUAAGAAUAAUCAAUGUGGUAUUGCUUCAGGAGCUGCUUAUCCAGUUGGGGUUGCUGAUGCUUAA